AUGGUCAGCAUGGGUCAACGGGAGAACGGGGACAAUACGGUCCCUACCUCAAAUAUACAGCCUCCGGAAGACACGUCUUCAGUGGCUGGCAAGGAUGUCAGCAUGGGUCAACAGGAGAACGGGGACAAUACGGUCCCUACCUCAGAUAUACAGCCUCCGGAAGACACAUCUUCGGUGGCUGGCAAGGAUGUGCCCACGGACGAGCAACCUGGUUUGCCGCGGAGUGAUGAUAUUGGAUCUGGUCUACUUCAGACUGAGAAUACUGGGCCCUCAACUGCAGGGGAUUGUGAGAUGAACGUCGAUCCGGAGCAAGCUGAUGUCGACCAUCAAAUGGAGGAUGGUCCACAUACCAAUGGUCCAGAAAAUUUGGGAGACGGCGGGGCUGGACAAGGAGCUGAAGGGUCUUCUGACGAGGCAAAUCGUAUGUCGGAAGUUCACGAGGGCGAAAAGCAGGGGCAAGACGGAGAACGACCCGACGAGGAGAACCGAAUGUCAGAAGAUGGUGAGGAGGAAAGGCCAGACGACAGUUCGUCGGACAAUGAGACCGAGAAGCAGGGGCAAGGGGAUGUUCCACCAGUCCAGGAGGACAGAAUGUCGGUCGAUGGAGAGGGGGUAGGCCCAGAGCAAAACAAUGAUUCCUCAGACAUGGAGAGGAAUACAUUGGAAGACAGCCAAGGCGAAAAGGAGGGGGAGAACGCACCUCCUGCUCCUCUUAUUUUGAGGAUUCCUCCUGUUUCCCAGAUAAACAGGAGCAAAAACACCACGGCUGACUCCUCUCAGAAAGGGAAAGGGAAGGGCCGGCAGGGCCUUUCCAAGCGGCCUCCCAAACGCAAGCCGACGCAGGCUACCGACACAUUUGAUUCGGACGACGACCUGUGUAUUGAUGUCGAUCUGUACGACAGCAACACCACCCUUGAUGUCGUCAGCACUCCGGAGAAGGUGUAUGGCACCAAAGUUUGGUCCACCUACAACGGUCGUGGCCAACUUAAAAGUUUCUGCGUUGUUGCCCAUAGUCAAGCCGACGUGGAUCGUGUUGAAAGGGUUCUGGAAUUGGUCAAGAGUGACUACGUCGAUGGAGUUCCAUUGCACAUAGCACAUCCCGAAGAAUCAUGUUUUGCGGUAUUCGACCGCAGCACCACGAAAUCCAUGUAUCUGAUGGAGUCUUUCUCUGAAAGGAACGUCGUCCUUAUGUCUCCUUCUCAAGAGGAGUCUAUUUCAACUUGCUCCGACGAGUUCUACAGCCAGGUACGUCGCCAUAUGGGUGAUAUGACGAGCACCAGGUCAAUCCAAGAUAUGUCGACCAUGUCGUCUAACCCCAUCGAGAGGAUUAAGCGUGGGUCCCUCUCUCAGGUCAUGGAAGCAGCGAGGAUGAAAGGCAAAAGAGGAAAGAUCCUCAAUGCCCUCGACAUCCCUUUACCUCAUGCAGGCGCUCACUCUUUUGACUUGAGUACUGAGGCGGCUGCUCUUCGGGCUACAUCUGGUAGCUGGAAGUAUAGUACCCCCGUCCCAUUUGGUGAUAUGUCGUGGGGACUCGUAGCUACAGAGGGGGCAUUUUUAGAUAUCCAUAUCGAUGCCAAUGGUUUCUGUUCCUUCAUCCAACCUCUUCAUGGACUGAAGCUGUGGAUUAUCAUGUAUCCCAGACGGUUGGAUGUUGACCUUUCUUCUGACCGCCGUGUAUUUCUGGGAGACAAGCUGGAUUACGGGAAACGCACCACCAAGACUGGAUUUACGAGGCGAUUGUUCUCGAUAACCAGUCAGAACUAUUUUUAUGAAAUGUACCAUGUCCCAUUCUACAGUACGCAGUCCGGAUACUCGAGCUUGAUAGCUCUGUGCGUGUGCAUGAUCUUGGCAAAUGCGCUCGACUACGAGACCUAUCGAAAUCCCGAUCAGAUGUUCUCCACCAAGACUUCGGCACAGUUAGACGCAUGGAUGCGGUGGGAUACCAACAGCCUGAGCGACGAAGAGCGCAAGGCGUGCAUUUUUGCCCGUGGCGAAGCCUUGGCUAUUCUAGAGUGGCUAUGUCAUCGCACGAAGUCCAUCCACUACAUGAUUGAGACGGACAAAAACAAGGAUGCACAAAAUAUCAUGGCGACAGAAAAGUUCCAUGAAAUGAUACUUUGCCGCUAUGCCCGUAUGAUUCUAGCCUACGACGCAGAAGCCAAACAUAACAACAUUGGUGGUGCCCCUUGCUGUACCGACACCAGUUUGCUUUUUGUCCAGCUUCAGGGCGUCUGCAGCGGAGAAUUGAACAAGGUUAUAUGUCGCAGUAUCGACCAGCUUCCUCGUUCCUCGGUCCCAAAGAUGCUCAAUUUACCCGUAAUCACUCUCAUUGACUGUGAUGCCUGUGCGGAUUCCUCAACGCAAUUGAGAACUCCCAAGGAGAUUCUGGAACUUGGUACGAGUGUGAGGGAUAAACUGUAUCUGGAUGGCAUGAAAGUCAAGCUGGAGAGCACAAAUCCGAAAUCAGAGUCUGUUCCGCCUUCUAAACGACGGCGACUUUGA
Molecule: messenger RNA, 2502 nt
Organism: Psilocybe cubensis
Lineage: Eukaryota; Fungi; Basidiomycota; Agaricomycetes; Agaricales; Agrocybaceae
Exons: 6
Coding region: 1-2502 (833 amino acids)
Source: RefSeq, a predicted model, not a curated record